Messenger RNA from Brassica rapa (field mustard), 3443 nucleotides. RefSeq names its product probable acyl-activating enzyme 2. The record is from RefSeq and is a predicted model, not a curated record. NCBI's taxonomy places the organism in Eukaryota, Viridiplantae, Streptophyta, Magnoliopsida, Brassicales, Brassicaceae.
UAUUUACAUUAAACCGUUAGUUCUUUGAGCUUGUUUUCGUAUGUUUCGUGUAGCUUCAGAAGUCUAUCAGGAUAACUGGACGCAAAGUGUCCUUUUUUGUCACACCGAAAGCAUGCAAUCUUUGACAUGUCGAACUCUUGAUAGGAUCUUCCUCGUCCUCGUCCUCUUCCAUAGAAAUGACCUCCUCGUCCUGUUUCUAUAGUGUCCAUUUUAUUCUCGAUUCGCCUGACUGUUCUCUGAGUUCGCAUACAUUAGCUUGAUAUGUUCUUUGUGACCAUACUCAUCAUCUUCUCCAAUUUGUUCCUCAUACGUUCUUAAUCUGCCAAUGAUAUCUUCAAAGCUUGUUACCUUAAGAUCAAGGACUUGUUUGAGAGACGCCACAAUGUGUAUGUAUUUCCUUCUAGGAAGGCUCUUGAGGAAUUUCUUGACUAGUUUAGCUUCUUCAAUGUUCUCCCCUAAAGAUGCAGAUUUCCAAGAAAUCUUAGAUAGCUUGCCGACGAAGUCAUCGAUUGUUUUGGUUUCCUUCAUCUUCAAGCGAUCGAAUUCUGCCAUUAGGGUUUGUAAACAAGCUUCUCUAACUCUUUCUGCUCCUAGAUGACAUGCUUUAAUGGCGUCCCAUACUUUCUUUGCGGUUUCUAGUUCUCUGACCUGUAAGAUAAGCGCCUCUGGAAUGGAUUGGAAAAGAAGAGCUAUGGCCAUAUCGUUUUUCUCGUUCUCGGUCGUCUCACUUUCAACGAUCUCACAUACAUUAUGAACUUUGAGAAGAAUCUUCACUCGGCCCAAACUGUAUAGUUUGUUGUAUUUAGCAUCGGACAAUUUAUGGAUGAUGGUCCUUCUUUUGGUUUCGCAGGUACGGUUGUGAUAUCUCUCAUCUUUCUCGGUUUUGAUUUCAGAUUUUGCUCUGAUACCAAUUAUUGUUCAAACUUGUAUGAUAGCUCACAAGAUUAUAAGAAUUAUUUCUUUAUUAGUUUAAUAAAAUUUCUCAAAACUUAAGCUCUCGCAAUAAUUUCUCUCACUUGUAUGUUCAUGUUACAACACAACAUCUUCUUAUAUAGAGAUCUAAAACUCCUAAACUUAAUAGUAAAACUGUUUAUCCUAAUCCUAACAUGAGUAGGAUUAGUAUGACUUGAGGUUCAAACUAUCAUCAAGUUUAUCUCUAACACUUUUCAUAUCUAUUAGUAUGAUUUUACUUUGAACUUUUGUAUUACUCUAGAACUGUUUGCCCACGUGGUUCAAUAAGAAACAUAGCUUUAAAAAAAGAAACAGAGCACGUGGUUUAGGGGCUCAAUGCGAGAAAUUCAGACCAACUAUGCUGUAAUUUAUUGAUGAAACGCAUCGAACUUGGGCUUAUAAUAUAAGAGGCCAGUUUCCAACAGACCACAAUAAUUUAUAGUUAAAAAAAUAAUAUUCGGACCAUCCAAUUAAACAGAGCACGUGGGUUUAUCCAAAACAGUACGUAAUAAGAUGAGUCCUUUCUUAUCCCUCAGUUCGACCGAUGAAAUGAAAUGAAAUGAAUAGUUACAAUUUCGAGAAGCCGAAGAAAGGCGUUUCAGAUUGUUAAGUUAAACCAUGAGAAUCUUGUUAUCUAAAAGGGCAAUCAGAACCUUGACCCCACGUUUUCAAAGACUCUGGUCAACCCACUCUUCCUUCUCAACCUCAGGUUCCGGCGGAUUUUCCGACGAUUCCAAGCCGGAGUCAUGGAAAACGAUGGAUGGUCUUCUCCGAUCCCCCGCCAAUUUCUCUCCUUUAUCUCCGAUCACGUUCUUGGAAAGAUCCGCCAAAGCUUACAGAGACCGAACCAGUGUUGUGUUUGGUUCCGUUGAGCACACUUGGCUCCAAACUUACCACCGUUGUCUCCGUCUUGCAUCUGCGCUUACUCACCUAGGAAUCUCUCCCGGCGACGUGGUUGCAGUUUUGGCGCCGAAUGUUCCAGCGAUGCACGAGCUUCACUUCGCUGUUCCGAUGGCUGGUUUGAUUCUCUGUCCGCUCAACACUCGACUCGAUACUUCUACGUUGUCUGUUUUGCUCCAACACUCAGAGGCGAAAAUCCUCUUCGUUGAUCACCACUUACUCGAGGUUGCUCAUGGAGCUCUUGCUAAAUCAGACAGAACAAGAAAAACACCAAAGCUUGUCUUGAUCUCUCAGUCUAAUGACGAUGACGACGAGGACAGAUCAUCGAGCUUUGAUUCUAACUACUCUUUCGAUUACGAUUACGAAGAUCUGGUUAAAUCCGGAGACAGCGAGUUCGAGGUGAUCAAACCGAGAAACGAAUGGGAUCCGAUCAGUAUAAACUACACUUCGGGGACAACCUCGAGACCUAAAGGUGUAGUGUGGUCUCACAGAGGAGCUUAUCUCAACUCUCUCGCUACGGUUUUUCUUCACCAGAUGCCUGUCUCUCCUGUCUACUUAUGGACGGUACCGAUGUUUCACUGCAACGGGUGGUGUCUCAUUUGGGGAGUAGCGGCUCAAGGCGGUACAAAUAUCUGCCUUAGAAAAGUCUCUCCUAAGCUGAUCUUUAAGAGCAUUGCUACACACAAAGUGACGCACAUGGGAGGUGCCCCAACGGUGCUGAACAUGAUUGUCAGCUCUCCUGUGAGGGAGCGUAGACCGCUCCCUCACAGGGUGGAGAUCAUGACGGGAGGAUCCCCGCCUAUGCCGCAGAUAUUGGCUAAGAUGGAAGAGUUGGGAUUCAAUGUGUCUCAUCUUUACGGCUUGACGGAGACAUACGGUCCAGGGACACACUGCGUGUGGAAGCCUGAAUGGGAUUCGCUUUCGUUGGAAGAGAGAGCUAAGUUAAAGUCUAGACAAGGAGUGCAGCAUUUGGGUUUAGAAGGGCUCGAAGUGAAAGAUCCGGUGACAAUGGAGACUGUACCUAGUGAUGGUGUCACCAUGGGUGAGGUAAUGUUUAGAGGAAACACGGUGAUGAGUGGGUACUUCAAGGACUUAGAGGCAACGCGAAAAGCUUUCGAGGGAGGUUGGUUCCACAGUGGUGACCUCGCUGUUAAGCAUCCGGACGGGUACAUAGAGGUAAAAGAUCGGUUAAAAGAUGUGAUCAUAUCCGGAGGAGAAAACAUAAGCACGGUGGAAGUCGAGAGAGUUUUGUGUAGUCACAAGGCUGUUUUUGAAGCUGCUGUUGUGGCUCGUCCGGAUAAUCACUGGGGACAGACUCCUUGCGGGUUCGUUAAGCUUAAAGAGGGGUUUGAUUGUGUUAAACCCGAGGAGAUUAUUGAGUUUUGUAGAGAUCAUUUGCCUCAUUACAUGGCUCCAAAGACUAUUGUGUUCGGGGACUUACCUAAAACAUCAACAGGGAAAGUACAGAAGUAUCUACUUAGGAAGAGAGCUGAUGAAAUGUGAAGCUUGUAAUGUACGUCAUAAAAAAAACAUAAAAGCUUUGUUUCAUCUCUGGUAUAUAUAUAUAAGAAAAAAGAUCCAAGAAUCGUAAA